AUGUUUGUACUAUAACACCGACCCGCCAGCUGUCAAAAAUGACGCUUCCGUCAACAUUGAGUAAAACAUUAAAAAUAGACAUGUUUCAGUAAAUGUCAUUGUAAGAUAAAAGUGUAGUUAUACUUGCAUACAAAUAAAGUUGUGUUAAAUAGGUCAAUAAUUAUCCAGUAAUCAAUAGAAGAUAUAGAAACCGGAUAUUUAUCGCUUGGCCAGUCAGUUUUUCUACUGUUUCUAAUAGAGGAAAAAUUAUUUUUACACCAAUGGGAGGCAAACAAAGUAAAGCAAAUACCUACAGUGCACAAAGUGAACCAGAUCAACCUACAAAACACAGGAAGGACAUGGAUAAACAAGAAGAGGAACAAGAAAUUGGAUCUGGAACGCCCAAAACAGCAAUAAUUGUUGGGGCAGGACAACGUGGACAUGGAUACCCUUAUUAUGCUGUUGUGUUUCCUAAACAAUUAAAGAUUGUUGGUGUUUGUGAACCAAGAGAUUACCACAGAGAUUAUGAGGCCGAACUGCACAAAAUUCCACCAGAAAAUGUCUUCAAAGAUUGGAAGGAGGCAGUUGAACGUGACAAGUUUGCAGACAGUGUGAUUAUUUGUACUCCAGACAGACUUCACAAAGAACCAGCUAUUGCCUUUGCCAAGAAGGGUUAUCAUAUUCUACUUGAAAAACCUAUGGCUGUUACUGAGGAAGAUUGUAGGGAAAUCGUGUCUGCAGUGAAAGAAAAUAACGUUAUCUUAUCUGUGUGCCAUGUAAUGAGGUACAUUCCAUGGGUGAAAAAAGUGAAAGAAAUAAUUGAUAGUGGUGAGAUUGGUGAAGUUGUCAACAUUAGUCAUACAGAACCUGUAGGUUUUUGGCAUUUUGCACAUUCUUACGUGAGAGGAAAUUGGCACAAGGAGGCAGAUAGUUCUUUCUCACUACUGGCAAAGUGUUGCCAUGACAUUGACCUACUUACAUACUGGAUGAGGGGGAAACCAUGCCAACGAGUUUCCUCAUUUGGAAACCUCAGUCAUUUCCAUGAAGGAGAUAAGCCAGUAGGAGCUACAAAGAGAUGUUUAGAUUGUCCUGAAAGUGUUGAAAAAUCUUGUCCAUAUUCUGCCAAGAAAAUUUAUCUUAAUAGGGUUGAACAGGGACACAAGGGUUGGCCAGCAAGUGUAUUAUGUGAUGUGGUAGAUAUAGAGAAUAUAACUGAUGCUCUCAGAAAAGGACCAUAUGGUAAAUGUGUAUAUGACAAUGAUAAUGAUGUCAUGUCACAUCAGGUAGUGAAUAUGCAGUUUGAAGGCGGUGCUACGGCUACACUACAAAUGGUGGCAUUCACAAGUAAAAUAUGUGAACGUGAAGUUAAAAUAUAUGGCACCAAGGGAGAAAUUACAGUUAAUGAUGGAGCUUUACCUCCAAUUAAAGUCUUCAAUUUUCUGACACAUAAAUCAGCGAGUCAUUUUCCGGAGGAUGCAAUGGUAGCUUCACCUUUAAUGGGUCAUGGAGGAGCUGACUAUUACACUAUUCAAGCAUUCGUCAAGGCUCUACAUAAUGAAGACCAGGCUGAGAUCGAGACUGGGCCAGAUGAAACUCUUGCUAGUCAUCUGCUAUGUUUUGCUGCCGAAAGGGCGAGAAUAGAGAACAGAGUUCUCAAUCGAAAUAGCAAAGGAGAAUUUGAAUAGAGAGACAGAAAUGGGGUGGCAACAACCUACAACACUGUUUUGUUUAUAAUGUAUAAUACUACUAGGGAUAUAAUAAGCUAAACUAAUCCUGCUUAGUGUACAUUAUGAAGUCCAAUAUAUAUAUAUAUAUA
Messenger RNA from Ruditapes philippinarum (Manila clam), 1795 nucleotides. RefSeq names its product putative oxidoreductase YteT. The record is from RefSeq and is a predicted model, not a curated record. The transcript is spliced from 13 exons. Lineage: Eukaryota; Metazoa; Mollusca; Bivalvia; Venerida; Veneridae. Bases 261 to 1664 code for a protein of 467 amino acids. Gene Ontology annotation, molecular function: nucleotide binding.